AUGACCCACUCUCUGUUUGUACUACUGCUCAUCUUGCUGCUGGGCUGCAUCAGUGGAUAUGCAGAAGAAGAGGAACCCAUACGCCGUAAUUUUCAUGGCUUUCAUUUUUUGGAGUUUGGGAAUGGAGAUCUGGUGGCAAUUGACGGUGCUAAUUUGUAUCGGUGGAAUAAACAUAAAGUUGAAUACAUGGAAUUAUUGACACCAGCGAGCGGGGAGGGUCAAGGUGCGUGGUGGAACCCCCAUAGAAAUUGGUUCCGCUUUUAUCCAUCUGGAUACAAUGGUUUUCCCAUAAACUAUGGCUCUGGUACACCAUUUCGUGCAGUGUUUGCUCUUGUGGAAAACAACAACCCUCCAAGUAAAGAAGGUGCUCACCCUGUUCGAAGUAAAAACCCCCCAACUCCAGAAUAUUCUUUUAUUCACAUUGUGUGGAUGAACACUCUUAAUGGUGGAAUCGGAGAGAAUUCGUUCACUUACGCUCCGUUGAUUCUUAAAUUUCCUUUUGAAUAUGGGACAGCAAGGGUUGUACGAUUUCCUGUUGACACUAUCUCACCAAUUUUAACAACAAAGAACAAUACACUUGUGUUUCCUGUGCAAUUUGUUACGGAGGAUAACAAAACCAUUUCGUCAGUAAUGUAUUAUAGGCCCCAUGAUACGAAGUGGAAAAUUGGUGGGGCUUUGCCUGAUAUGGACACCUCUAAUCCUGCUGUUAUCGAGUGGGAAAAUGAUAAGUUAAUGAUGAUUGCUCAGCAUCCCAGCGGCCAUUACAGAGUGUAUGAGUCCACCGAUUUGGAAAAGACAUGGGCAGAGUCUACCAGUACACUCUCUCGUGUGUGGUCCACCUCCACUGUAACUACUGACAUACCAACUACUGAUCGUGGAAGUCAUAACAACUCUAUUACGGCAACUAUUGAUGGAAAGCGUGUCAUUCUUUUUACACAGUCUCUGGUAUCUGGGCCACAGAACGUGUUCUAUCUGUGGCUCACUGAUAACACACACAUUUAUUAUGUUGACUUCAUAGCUACACGUCCAAGAGCGGCAACAAGCUCUUUAUUGUUCAAAAAUGGCGAACUGUACUUUCGGUAUGAGACUGUUGAAGAGUCAGGUAAGCACAAAGUCUUUUUUGUGGAUCUGACGACAGCUAUGGAGAGCAUCAAAAGUGUGGUGAAAAAAUGGACUGAACAAGACCAGAUUCUCACUGAGAGUCGUUGCUGCACUGAUGAAUCUUGUGCUUCUGUCUGUCGUAUUCCCACUAUUGGACUUGUGGGCUAUUUGUCUGGAAACAUCGAUGGUAAUAAAUGGAAGGAUGAAUACCUCGGUGUGGAUGCUUCUGUAAGUGGUAUAACAGAGAAGGUUACUAAUGGCUUGAAGUUCAUGGGUCCUGGUUCAGGAGCAAUAUGGCCUGUAAGUACAAAUGUACUGGCGAGGCAGUAUCACUUUACAAACUAUGCUUUUACUCUUGUGGCGACGGUGACUAUCCACAAGGUACCAAAGAAUGACAGCAGUCCUUUGUUGGGUGUAAGAAUGUGGGACAAAAACAAGCACAGUAUUCUUCUGGGAGUGUCGUACAACAACGAUAAAACGUGGAGCGCCAUAAACAGGGGAACCAAAAGUAAGUCAACAGGUACAUGGGAAGUGGAUAAUGAAUCUUCUCUGGUAUUGACAUUCAAGAACGGUACAGGCUCUGUGUAUAUCAACAGUACUCGGCUACAUGUGGGAACUAACUUAAACAUCGAGGAAGUUGUGAAAAUUUCCCAUUUUUACUUUGGUUGGGACGGUGAGUCUGUCGAAGGCUCUCAUAUAUCAGUGAAAGACGUUAUGCUGUACAACCGCGUGCUGAGUAAUGAAGAGAUUGAUGUGCUGCUCAGAAGCAGGAUGAAUAUUUCGUUUUCACCUAGUGAUGCAGAACAGAUACAGGAAGAAACGAACGAUAAAUCCUCGCAAGAGCAAAACACACCACAAUCCAGUACAACUUCGACCCCAGCGAAAACUCCUGUUGCUACCGUUCAACCUGAGUCUCAACCAGAAAGUCAAGAGAAUCAACAGCCUGCUCCGGUAGUGGACAUACCACCAGAAAAAACACAGCAAGAAGUAAAUACUACCGAAAAUAAAACGUCCACAGAAACUACCGUGCCGGUUUCCAGUACGAACACGAAGCAGCAAGACCUUUUGCAGAAUACAACUCAAUCAAUGAUCAACAAUAAUGUUAAUGCCCACAAAAAUAAAAGUAUUGAUGGUACUGUUCGUAUCUAUGAAUCUGUAUUGCCAAUGCUUGUUUUGGGAUUGUGGGCUCUUGCAACAGUUUUCCCAUAA
Trypanosoma theileri is the source of this 2310-nucleotide messenger RNA. Its product is annotated as trans-sialidase. Lineage: Eukaryota; Euglenozoa; Kinetoplastea; Trypanosomatida; Trypanosomatidae. The transcript has a single exon. The record is from RefSeq and is a predicted model, not a curated record. Bases 1 to 2310 code for a protein of 769 amino acids.